Messenger RNA from Oryzias melastigma (Indian medaka), 684 nucleotides. RefSeq lists its product as uncharacterized. The record is from RefSeq and is a predicted model, not a curated record. Lineage: Eukaryota; Metazoa; Chordata; Actinopteri; Beloniformes; Adrianichthyidae.
GAUCCCGUCCUCCAGAGGACCCCGUCGUCCAGAGGAUCCUGUCCACCAGCAGAUCUCGUCCUCCAGAGGACCCCGUCCUCCAGCGGACCUCGUCCUCCAGAGGACCCCAUCGUCCCGAAGGUCCGACCUCGAGAGGACCAGUCCUCCAGAGGACCCCCGUCGUCCAGACGAUCCCGUCCUCUAGAGGAUCCGUCCUAAAGAGGACCCCGUCCUGCAGCAGACCUUGUCCGCCAGCUGGGCAGGAGGACACACAACCAGCCCCCGAGCUCCUCAAUGUUGGCUGGGGGGGACAGACUCAUGGCCCCAACCUGAGAGAAAACAGUUCAUUUUGGAGGGGGGGUCUCUCACCAUGGAGACUGGGCAUGCUGAGCAUUCUCAGAGCAGGGGGGGUUGGCUGUUGCAGCGUUUUAUUCCCUUGUUUGUUAAAGGCCAACAUCAACACAAAGGAGGUCCAUCAGAACCACAACAGCCUCUGUGGUUCUGAUUCUGGUCCCAAUCCUCCACAGCUUGGAGCACAGAAGCACAGUCCGGGGGUCGUGGGGGGGUCACGGGCCGGCUCGGGCAGAAAUGAAGGACCACACGGACGAGGUUCUGAAAGGUCCUUCAGAAUAAGGGCACAGGUAUUAACAAUCCACCACAUCCUGACAGAUCACAUCUGAUCUGAUCUGAUCCCAGGCCAAGCUC